GCGGCGCCGGCAGCAGCGCGCGGGAGCCGCCACAGCGGGGCCAGGAGCGGGAGCGGGACCAGGACCGGGACAGGGAGCAGGACCGGGAGCAGGAGCGGGACAGGGAGCGGGAGCCGGAGCCGUGCCGCCCGCCUCCACGUGCUGCCCGCGCCAUGGAGCUGGAGGAGCUGGGCAUCCGGGAGGAAUGCGGCGUGUUCGGCUGCAUCGCCUCCGGCCUGUGGCCCACGGAGCUGGACGUGCCCCAUGUGAUCACGCUGGGGCUGGUGGGGCUGCAGCACAGGGGCCAGGAGAGUGCUGGAAUUGUGACAAGUGAUGGAGAGUCAUCCCAGGCAUUUAAAGUGCACAAGGGAAUGGGACUCAUAAAUCAUGUCUUCAGUGCAGACAGCCUGAAGAAGUUGUAUGUUUCAAACCUGGGUAUUGGGCACACAAGGUACUCCACCUCCGGAAUUUCGGAGCUGCAGAACUGCCAGCCUUUUGUUGUAGAGACUCUGCAUGGGAAGAUUGCUGUGGCACACAACGGGGAGCUAACAAAUGCUGUACGACUCAGGAGGAAGCUUAUGCGGCAUGGUGUAGGACUGUCAACCAGUUCUGACAGUGAACUGAUCACCCAGCUGCUGGCUUUCACACCUCCUCUAGAAAAUGAUGAUACAGCUGACUGGGUAGCAAGAAUAAAAAAUUUAAUGAAUGAAACUCCAACUUCAUAUUCAUUGCUAAUUAUGCAUAAAGACAUAAUCUAUGCAGUACGUGAUCCGUAUGGGAAUCGCCCACUCUGCAUUGGUCGCCUUGUGCCCGUAGGGGACAUGAAUGGCAAAGGAAAAGAUAACAGUGAAACAGAAGGAUGGGUAGUCUCUUCUGAAUCCUGUAGCUUUUUGUCUAUUGGUGCAGAGUACUAUCGUGAGGUCCUUCCUGGAGAGAUUGUGAAAAUAUCCAGAUAUGAUGUUCAGACACUGGAUAUUAUCCCAAGACCUGAAGGAGAUCCAUCAGCAUUCUGCAUCUUUGAAUAUGUUUAUUUUGCAAGACCAGACAGUAUUUUUGAAGGUCAGAUGGUGUAUUCAGUCAGGAAACGAUGCGGGCAGCAGCUUGCUAUUGAAGCACCUGUGGAAGCAGACCUGGUCAGCACCGUUCCAGAGUCUGCAACCCCAGCAGCUCUUGGUUAUGCUCAGCAGUGUGGACUGCCAUAUGUUGAAGUACUCUGUAAAAAUCGAUACGUAGGAAGAACGUUUAUCCAGCCAAACAUGAGGCUACGGCAACUUGGGGUUGCAAAGAAGUUUGGUGUUCUGUCUGAUAAUUUUAAAGGCAAGAGGGUUGUUAUCAUUGAUGAUUCAAUUGUGAGGGGCAAUACAAUUUCACCCAUAAUAAAACUACUGAGAGAAUCAGGAGCCAGAGAGGUGCACAUCCGUGUGGCUUCACCUCCCAUAAGAUUUCCUUGUUACAUGGGAAUAAACAUUCCAACUAAAGAAGAACUCAUUGCCAACAGACCUGAAUUUCAUGAUCUUGCAAACUAUAUAGGAGCAGACAGCGUGGUUUAUCUUUCUGUGGAAGGGCUGGUAUCAUCUGUGCAAGAAAGCAUCAAAGCAAGACAAGAGAAUGAAAACAAGCUUAAAACCCAGAAAUCACGUGCUGGGAAGAUUGGUCACUGCAUAGCAUGUCUCACUGGAGAGUAUCCUGUAGAGCUAGAAUGGUGAAUUUUUAGUGGGUGGACACCAGUUCACCUCUAUUUGAAUGUACUGUUUUCAAAGAUGCCUCCUUGCUAAUUGCCUUCUUACAGUUAGGUGAUAAUGGAAAGCUUGUUACAGAUAACUGAUCACUGUUACUAAAACACAUCUUUACUGUAAAGACUUACAGAAAGUCUGAUGUGCUGAUGAAAAUGAUGUAAGAUUAAAAUACAAAAUCUUAUAGUUUUGAUGCACAAUUGUGCCUUCUAUUUUCUCAUAAAAUACUAUAAAAACCAAAGUUUUUUUAAUUAUGUAGCAGUCCCAGAGUUGUUUGUUUUGGUUUUACCCUGGAGGUGAGAUAUCCCCUUGUUCACAAAGUACCAGUCAUCAGCUGAGCGGUGUUACUUCACAUUAUCCAAGUCUUCAUGCAAAAGUGUGUAAAGUUUGCUUUUCUUAUAAAAAAUGCCAGAUUCCAACAUCCAAAACUGCUUCCUCAGCAGUUCUUCCUGAACUUUUUAAGAGCAGAAGUGCCUAACUUUUGCAUAAAUAGCUGAACAGACUUUAUUAGUGAAGCCCUUUGUAAUUAAAUUGUCCAGACUCCUUAAAAAAUUAGCAUGUAAUUUUAAAAUGGAUAACUCAGGGAAAUGCUCAGCCAAAAGCCCUCAUUUUAUACCUUCAAAAUACUUUUUUUUUUUUUUAAGUCCAGUGUAAUUUCAUUAUCUUUGUGUGCUUUUAAUGGUUGCCAGUAAGAUGUGGAAGGAGGAAAAUACUUGGCACUGCCAAUUUUUUCUGACAUCUUGUGUUCUCCAGGUAAGUCCAGUCAAUUUCUCAAGUCUGAGCCAAUAAUGCUCAGUGUGCUUUUCAGAUGUCAACAUACAAAGUGGACUGAAAAAUAAAGUCACUUCUCAUUCUUACCAGUAAAUACAAUGCAUCAGCUGAAGAUGGUGAGUCCUUUUGGGUAUAAUCUUAUUAAGCUACAUUACUACUGUUCAAAUAAAUGUAAUGUUACAGGAAAAAAAAAGCCUUCUGAAGAACUAUUGAAUAAAUUAUAUUUUCAGCUGGUCACAAUUACACAGUUACUUGUAUACAUGAAUAUCACUUGGACAACAAACCACUGGCAGAACAUAGAAAGGCAACUUUUGAAAACUCCUGCAAAUUUACGCACAAUUGUAAAAACAUUUUGUAUACCUCAGUUUUUUCACUGAAUACCAGCAACUUAGAUUUUCUGUUUUGUAUUGUGUAUUUUGGCCUUAUAAUGGUUUGUGACACUGUUAC
Calypte anna (Anna's hummingbird) is the source of this 2930-nucleotide messenger RNA. It is a transcript of the gene PPAT, whose product is annotated as phosphoribosyl pyrophosphate amidotransferase. The coding region runs from base 153 to 1685 and encodes 510 amino acids. Gene Ontology annotation, biological process: purine nucleobase biosynthetic process; purine nucleotide biosynthetic process. The record is from RefSeq and is a predicted model, not a curated record. The transcript is spliced from 11 exons. Gene Ontology annotation, molecular function: amidophosphoribosyltransferase activity. NCBI's taxonomy places the organism in Eukaryota, Metazoa, Chordata, Aves, Apodiformes, Trochilidae.